AUGUCUUCCGCUUCUUCGGUAUCGUCCUCUGUAUACAACUCAUCUGAUUUUGCUUAUUGGGAGCAGCUGGAUCAUGAGAAUGCCCAUAAAUUUGACCUCCAAGAUCUUAAAGGAGUCACAAAGGAUGUCAAAAAGUCGCAAGUUCAACAAGCAAUCUUCCACCGAGGACUCUUCCGCCUGGAAGCACUGAUGCCCCCCGAUCGCAAAAGCAAGGCCAAGCCAACCAAGCAGAUGGUCCUUGACGAUGCAGGAGAUUAUAUUGAGUAUCUUAAGGAAAGAAAUGAGGAGUUGGAAGCCAAGUUGGAAGCAUUGUUAAAGAACAAGGAGGCCGAUGCUCGUGUAAAGCAACUUGAGAAAGAGCUUGGACGUCUACAAUUAUUCCAUGAUGAUGUUGUAGAAGUUGUGGAUAAGAACAGGAUUAUCAAGUUUGAAACAAAUAAAAAGUCCAAAUAA
Molecule: messenger RNA, 453 nt
Organism: Lichtheimia ornata
Lineage: Eukaryota; Fungi; Mucoromycota; Mucoromycetes; Mucorales; Lichtheimiaceae
Exons: 2
Coding region: 1-453 (150 amino acids)
Molecular function (GO): protein dimerization activity
Source: RefSeq, a predicted model, not a curated record